AUGGCCCCAGUCAGAAGAGAAGGGGCCUCCGCUCUGGUCAUGGCUCUGGGUUUUUUGCUUUGCUGCGGCUGGGCACCGGCCCAGACCACACGGACUAACGCGGUGCUGAUAGGAACAAAGCCUCAAGAGCAGGGGGCUGUAUCCCAUGGCAGGGUGAAAAGGGGCUGGGUUUGGAACCAGUUCUUUGUGGUGGAGGAGUACAUGGGAACGGAGCCACUCUACGUUGGAAAGAUACACUCAGACUCUGACCAAGGAGACGGUGCCAUCAAGUACACUAUAUCGGGCGAGGGGGCGGGCUCUAUCUUCAUCAUCGACGAGGUCACAGGCGACAUCCACGCCACGGAGAGGCUGGACCGCGAGGAGAAGGCGUUCUACACGUUACGAGCUCAGGCCAUAGACCGCCACACUGGCGAACUGCUCGAACUCGAGUCGGCCUUCGUCAUCAAGGUCCAGGACAUCAACGACAGCGAGCCCAAGUUCCUGGAGGGGCCGUACAUCGGGAGUGUGGCCGAGCUGUCUCCUAUCGGGACUUCUGUGAUGAAAGUGACUGCCUCUGAUGCAGAUGACCCUACCUACGGAAGCAGUGCCCGAGUGGUCUACAGUGUUCUAGACGGGGAGAAGUUCUUCACUGUGGACAGAAACACUGGUAUGAUCCGGACAGCAGUGGCGGAUCUCGACCGGGAAACGCAAGACCGCUACGAGCUGGUUGUCAAGGCGACAGACAUGGCAGGCCAGAUGGGCGGUCUCUCUGGUUCCACGACGGUGACCAUAGUGAUCACUGAUGUUAAUGACAACCCGCCGCGUUUCCCGCAGAAGAUGUACCAGUUUUCGGUUUCUGAGGGGGCUGCGGUUGGGACCCCGGUUGGGCGAGUCAUUGCCACGGAUGCGGACAUGGGCGAGAACACAGACAUGAGCUACGUGAUUAAGGACGAGGAAGGAGGAGAGCUAUUCCGUGUUUCCACUGACAGCAAUACACAAGAAGCUGUCAUAUCCAUUAAAAAGCCCCUGGAUUUUGAGAAAAAGCGCACGCACAACGUGGUGGUAGAGGCAGUGAAUAAACACGUGGACCCUCGUUUCCUGGACUUGGGUUCCUUCCGUGACCAGACCAUUGUCAGGGUCAGCGUAUCGGAUGCAGACGAGCCGCCCAUAUUCUUCCCGCCCACUGGUGCUACCAUGGAGGUGCAGGAGGACGCUCGGCUGGGGGCUCUGGUGGGCAUCGUGACUGCCAAGGAUCCGGACAUCGAGAAUGCUCCCAUCAGAUACUCAAUCGACCGCAGCACAGACCAGGACCAGAUCUUUAACAUCGACCCCGUGACCGGUGCCAUCACCUUGGGGCAGAUUCUGGACCGGGAGACGGCCGGUUGGCACAACAUCACCGUGAUGGCAGUGGAAGCAGAUAACCUGUCCAUGGCCUCUCACACCUCAGUGAGUAUCCGGAUCCUAGACGUCAAUGAUAACCCUCCUGAACUGGCCACUCCGUAUGAGGCCUCUAUCUGUGAGGACGCCAAACCUGGUCAGCUCAUUCACACCAUCAGUGUGGUGGACAGGGACGAGCCACAGUCUGGACAUCGUUUUUACUUCACCUUGGCUCCUGAGGCCUCCAACAACCGCCACUUCACCCUGUGGGAUGUCAAAGAUAACACAGCGGGCAUUAGGACCCAGCGGUCUGGGUUUAACCGUCAGGAGCAGAACAUCUACCUGCUCCCCAUCCUGGUGGUAGACAGCGGACCUCCUGCCCUCAGCAGCACGGGCACGCUCACCAUCCACGUGUGCGGAUGUGACACGGACGGAGCCAUCCAGUCCUGCAACGCCACAGCCUACGUCAUGUCUGCGGCCCUGAGCCCCGGUGCUCUCAUCGCUCUCCUCGUCUGCGUACUAAUCCUCAUCGUGCUGGUUCUUUUGAUCCUGACUCUUAAACGGCACAGAAAGGGUCAGCGCAUAUCCGAGGAUGAGGAGGAUAUGAGAGACAAUGUCAUUAAGUACAAUGACGAAGGUGGGGGAGAGCAGGACACACAGGCCUAUGACAUGAGUGCCCUUCGUAGCCUCUACGACUUCCCAGAAGUCAAGAACUCAGAUUCAGGCUCGGAGUUACGCGCCCUCCCUCAGUGGAUCCAGGGCCGGGUGUCUGGUGAUGGAGGAGCGGCUGACUUCUCCCUGUUCAAAGGUUACAUCUGCAAGAAGGUGGAGCAGGCUGACGCUGACCUGUCCGUGCCGCCCUAUGACUCUUUCCAGACGUACGCUUUCGAGGGCUCCAGUUCGCCCGCUCUCUCGCUAAGCUCCAUCCAUACCCUGUCCACCAUUUCAGAGCAGGACUUCUCCUACCUCAGUGACUGGGGGCCCCGUUUCAGGCAGCUGGCUGGAUACUAUGCUCCCCAGGCGGGACAGCCUGAGGAGGAAGGCUCCUAG
Chanos chanos (milkfish) is the source of this 2406-nucleotide messenger RNA. It is a transcript of the gene cdh22, whose product is annotated as cadherin 22. The transcript is spliced from 11 exons. Gene Ontology annotation, cellular component: catenin complex; plasma membrane; adherens junction. The coding region runs from base 1 to 2406 and encodes 801 amino acids. Gene Ontology annotation, biological process: cell morphogenesis; cell-cell junction assembly; cell-cell adhesion mediated by cadherin. NCBI's taxonomy places the organism in Eukaryota, Metazoa, Chordata, Actinopteri, Gonorynchiformes, Chanidae. Gene Ontology annotation, molecular function: calcium ion binding; beta-catenin binding; cadherin binding. The record is from RefSeq and is a predicted model, not a curated record.